Messenger RNA from Condylura cristata (star-nosed mole), 297 nucleotides. Its product is annotated as keratin-associated protein 16-3-like. The record is from RefSeq and is a predicted model, not a curated record. The transcript is spliced from 2 exons. The coding region runs from base 1 to 297 and encodes 98 amino acids. NCBI's taxonomy places the organism in Eukaryota, Metazoa, Chordata, Mammalia, Eulipotyphla, Talpidae.
AUGAGUUACUACGGCAGCUACUAUGGAGGCCGAGGCUACGGCUAUGGAGGCUUUGGUGGCUUUGGUGGCCUGGGCUGUGGCUGUGGCUUUGGAGGCUACGGAGGCUACGGCUCUGGAUUUGGAAGUUAUGGAAGAUACGGCUCUGGAUUUGGAGGUUAUGGGGGCUACGGCUCUGGAUUUGGAGGUUAUGGAGGCUACGGCUCUGGAUUUGGAGGUUAUGGAGGCUACGGCUCUGGAUUUGGAGGUUAUGGUGGAUAUGGCUCUGGCUAUGGAUAUGGCUUCUCCGGCUUCUACUGA